AGUUGCCAGAUUGCGGAUGAGGCGCGCUGUUUCCUUUCCUUUACUUGACAGGGUGCACUGCUUCCCUCCUCUCUCCCUCUCUCCCACUCUCCUCCUUCUAAGCCUCGUCCUCUUCUCUCUCAUGUCGUGCGCGGCAUCGUCCAUGCACAUGCUCGUUGCCCCCACGGUCCAUCAGCCACCCUGGAUACAUCCAUCGUCGCUGAGCCCCUCGUCCCCAGGCGUGUAUUGCUGCGCACGCUGCUGAUCGUCUCUCAGUGACUACACGCCCACAGCCCGGCACGGACGGGUGGAAUUCACACAGAACGUCGGAGUUGGGUGAGUUGCAAGUUGACUGCAGCGCGUCUCGGGGAGGGUCGAGUGCGCUCAUGAAGGUGCAGCAGCAAACGGGCGAGUCGAGCUCGAGGCCUAGCCGAGAAUCGAUGGGGAGGCAAGAGCUGUCGUCGCAGUCCGAGGUGGAGCCUCGCAUUCUUCCGGGCGUGAGCUCUCGUCGCGACGGCGGCCUCGAGGAAUUGCCAGCGGCAAUCUCCUCGCGUCGAAGCUUCAAGAGGAUUUGCGUCUACUGUGGGAGCAGCCGCGGCAAGAAAGACAUCUUCAGCGACGUUGCGUCUAGCCUGGGCCGAGAAUUGGUGAGGAGGAAAAUAGACUUGGUGUAUGGUGGAGGUGGCAAUGGAUUAAUGGGUAAAGUGGCGCAAACUGUGCACGACGGAGGUGGUCAUGUUAUAGGUGUGAUACCCAAAGCUUUGAUCGGCCAAGAGAUUUCGGGGCAAACAGUGGGGAAGCUUGUGGCAGUGAGUGACAUGCACCAACGGAAAGCGGAAAUGGUUCGAGAAGCGGAUGCCUUCAUAGCUCUCCCAGGCGGUUAUGGCACACUCGAGGAGUUACUCGAGGUCAUCACCUGGUCCCAGCUCGGCAUUCACGAGAAGCCAGUCGGCCUGCUCAACGUCGACGGGUAUUACAACCCUCUGUUAACACUUUUCGACAAGGCUCUGGAGGAGGGCUUCCUCCAGUUUUCAGCUCGCAGCAUAGUGGUGUCCGCACGAACACCGAGUGAGCUUCUCGACAAGCUGGAGGCCUACACGUUGGUUCGAGAUCUGAGUGCUCCCAAGCUUCGAUGGGAAGAUGCAAAAAGCCUCGUAUAUGAGCCUGCUGUUUCCAGUGCAGCUCUAUGACCCAUGUGGUAGCAAGCUUCUUUCCCUUUCUCCUUUUGCCCUUUUCCUUGUGGACAUUGUUCCUUCCGCGGCCGAAAUUUUGUUGCAGAGCAUCGUUUUCUUAGCUUCCACAGAGAGUAAAAGGAAGCAGUAGAUGCCAGGCUCAUCAGCCAGUUACAGUGCUAAAGUAGAGCAGAACCAGAAUAGGAUUUUUAGAAUAGGCUAUGCGUGGGUGCUGUCAUGAUUCAGCUAGUUUUGCCUCUUAGAAACAAAGAGUUUAAAAGAAAAACACAUCUACGUUGCAAUGACUUCCAAAGGA
Messenger RNA from Physcomitrium patens, 1467 nucleotides. Its product is annotated as putative cytokinin riboside 5'-monophosphate phosphoribohydrolase LOGL10. Gene Ontology annotation, molecular function: hydrolase activity, hydrolyzing N-glycosyl compounds. Gene Ontology annotation, cellular component: nucleus; cytosol. NCBI's taxonomy places the organism in Eukaryota, Viridiplantae, Streptophyta, Bryopsida, Funariales, Funariaceae. The record is from RefSeq and is a predicted model, not a curated record. Gene Ontology annotation, biological process: cytokinin biosynthetic process.